Molecule: messenger RNA, 4009 nt
Organism: Antechinus flavipes (yellow-footed antechinus)
Lineage: Eukaryota; Metazoa; Chordata; Mammalia; Dasyuromorphia; Dasyuridae
Gene: CYB5R5
Product: NADH-cytochrome b5 reductase-like
Exons: 7
Coding region: 1925-2872 (315 amino acids)
Molecular function (GO): oxidoreductase activity
Source: RefSeq, a predicted model, not a curated record
UGCUUCGGCGCCAGACGGCAGUGGGUUGUACGAGAGGACCCCCGGGUGGGCCAGAUUGGCUGGCGGGGACUAGCGGGCUGAGCAGUGAGGAUGGUUCCCGCUGGAGAGUCCGAGCGGAGAGCUCCCCGGGGGACCCCCCACCCCCUCCGAAGCGCAGCCUUCCAGCCAAGCAGCAAGGGCUGAAAGGUGGACCCCAGGGGCCAUCUAAGCCAACUCCCUCAUCUCACAGAAGGGGAAACUGAGUCCCGGAGUCGUGGGGCGGCUCUCAGCCUCCAGCCCAGGGAGGGCCAUUCGGGCCGACUCCCAAAGUGCCCCUGGAUUCUGGGCUCGGUGCCCAUCCCCCUCACUUUACAGGGGAGGAGACUGAGGCUCGUGCGCUCCUCAGGCCGCCGCUGCGGGUCAGACUCCGGAAUGGUCCCCAGCACGGGGCCCUGGGGCGUCCUCUGAGGGUGGCUGCACGGGCAGCGAGAGGCCGCUUGGCUAGUUGAUGUUCCGGCCAUAGGACAACACAGUUAGAGGGAUUUGGGACUGGUUUAAUCCAGAGGAGUCGGGAAUGAGCCCUGGAGACCUCUGCUUGGUCCUGCCCUCCAGAUUCACAAGAGACCCUAGGGAUCAUCCGGGCCAGCGCUUCUUAAACGCUUUCCGCUCCCGAGCCCUUUUGGCCAAGACAUUUUUCCAUAAAAUGGGCGGACAAAUCGAACGUUAACUAAUAAUAAAUCAUAGUUUUGGGACCCCUACAUUGAGACCCAUGUGGAGUCUUAAGAAUCUUUGACCCAGUCUCUCCCUCCAUUUGACAAGUAAUGAAACUGAGGCUGGGGGUUUGUUUCUUCGGAAGGAGGGCUUUGCUCUCCUGAGGUUGCCUGCCCCAUCUCCAGUUCAUUUUUAUACACUUUUGAUCCAACCAAACCCUACUAAUGAGCCCCCCCACUCCCAACCUGCCAGCUUCCUCCUCCAUUCCCUUAAGCAGCUCAUUUCCAGCGCCUAAAAUGUACUCUCCCCUCACGCCUGCCUUUCAGACUCCUUUAGGACUCAGGUCCGGUUCUCCCUGCCCUCAGAAGCCUUCUCGGUUGCCCCAAUGCCGGGACAAAAUAUUUCUCCCUUUGUUAGAAUCCUAGUGUUAACUCAAUGUAAUUGAUACAAGGCUUGUGUUCACACCUCUACUCAUUGGAGUUCACACAUUUGGGAGACUUCAGGGUUUAGUAUGAGAUAUCCAAAUUCCCACCUCCCUUGAACCUCUUAGGGCCAGAGAGCACUAUGGGAAAAAACCCAUAACCCCUCUCUCUGAUAUAUAAGAAGAAAGCAGAGGCCCAAUUAGAGAGAGAUUCAUUCCAUUUUCCACUUGGCUGGCUGGUGGCAGAAGAGAGUUCAGCUGAAUUUAGAUUGAGAGGGAGCGUCAAGUGAGUUCAGCCAGAAGCCCUCUCUGAGUGAGGAGUUUUACUUCGGAACAUUGACUGGGGUCAGAGAGGAGACUCUGGGAGAUUGAGAGCCAGAAGCCUCUCUCAAAGGCAAGACAGAUUCACCUUUGUGCUGGCUGGAGGCUGAAGGACAAACCUUUGGAGACAUUCGGAGGGAGCUCUUGGAACCAAGCAGAGAGAGAGGCCUCUAAGCUAACCGGGCUAUAUUGGAGCAAUAAAACAUCUGAACUUUUAUCAUCUGGCUGCAUUUGGGAUAAUUAUUGAUCUGAACUGAUAUUAAGGCUGCCUCCAGAAAACCUCCCCGAGAAACCUGCUUUCUCCCAGAGAGAACCAUCUCAUUAUAUUAUUUUAAAGAAGAACAAGAACUCCAACAUCCCUUCUCUAACAUUCUUAGAACUCUUCGCUGGAUUUUUCCUUUUUCUCCAUCAUAUGUAGCCUUCUUUCCAUUCUCAUGUACCGUUCUAACCAACUUCUUCCUGACUCCUCCCCAUUGAAGGUACUGUCUGCUGAUGAUGGAGGAAGAGGAGGAGGAAGAGGAUGAUGAAGAAAGCUGGCUUCGACUCCGACCCACUGAACCUUUGCCUUCUCAAUGCUGCGGCUGUGGCUGCAAACCCUGCAUAUUUGACAUCUAUUAUCAGGAGCUGGAUCGGUGGGAAAAAGCCCGGGCCAAGAAGGAUAAAAGUCUCCUGUGGAGAAAGAAGGAGGAGCCUUGUCUCUCAGAGCUGAGCCAGGAAACCUUCGAGGCCUUCCGCAUCAGCGCCAUGGAGCAGCUGACGGAUGACACCUGCCAGGUCCGCUUCGAGCUGCCCGAGAGCAGGCGGCUGGGGCUGAGCCCGGGACAGCAUCUCAUCUUACAGGGGACCGUGAAUGGCUUGGAAGUCCAGAGAGCCUAUACGCCGAUCAGCUGUGGGAACGCGGAGGGCUAUUUUGAAGUUUUAAUUAAGUGCUACGAGACGGGGCUCAUGUCCCAGCAUGUCAAGUCCUGGAAAGUUGGCGAUAUGGCGUUUUGGCGAGGACCUUUUGGGGGCUUCCCCUACAAACCAAACCAGUACGGCGAGCUUCUCAUGCUGGCGUCGGGCACGGGCCUGGCCCCCAUGCUGCCCAUCCUGAAGGAGAUCACAGCCAACGAAGCGGACGAGACCUUUGUCACCUUGGUCGGCUGCUUCCGGACCUUCCGGGGCAUCUACCUGAAGCCUCUCCUGGAGGAGCAGGCUCGUUACUGGAACGUCCGAACAGUCUUUGUGCUCAGUCAGGAAGCCACCCUGGAUGCGCUGCCCUGGAGUUACCAGGAGAAGACGCACUUGGGCCGCCUGAACGAGGCCCUGGUGCGGCAGCUGGUGGGCUCCUGCCGCCGGAAGCCCUUCGCCCUGGUCUGCGGCUCGCCCCAGUUCCUGCAGGACAUGGCUGCCUGUUUGCGGGGGGCCGGGCUGACCGAAGACUCCUACUUCCUGUUUUAGCCUGGCUGGCCAUGGGGGAAGGGGAGAAGGCAGAGAGAGGGGUCCCGGGCCCCUCGGACCCCUGCACUUUAUAGCUGAGGAAACGUGACCCAGAGAGGGUGGGACUUUGGGUUAGGGCAGCCCUAGGGGAAGCAAACCCCGCAGAAAGGAUGCGGAGCCAGAGGCAGAGGGCCCGAGCUCGCAGCUGCCCAGCACCCCUGAGAAACGUGAUCAGCUUCCACUCGCAGACCUGUAGUGAUGGGGAGCUCACUAUCUCUCGAGGGAGUCCCAUCGACAGCCCCAGGUAUUAGAAGAUUUUUCUGAGCUGAAGGCUGCCUGGGUCCAGAUUCUGUUCUCCAAUCCUUAAAGACAAAGGUACCCUCUGAAUUUUCUUAUCUCCAGACUAAACUUCUAAGGGUCCUUCACACAGGGCACAGUCUCUGCCUUUAAUUCUGCCUUCGGGGCCAAGUUGGGAAUCAGGAUCUCAGGGUAGGGAGGGAUGCCGGGGCCUCUCAGCUGCUGCUGCCUGAGCAGGAGUCCGCAAGUACUCAGCCGUCAUGCUGGGAUACUUCUCAUGAUGGAGAUCUCACUACCUUUCAAGCAGCUCCUUCCAGCCCCAGCCAGCUCUGAUAUAAAACAACGUGUCCUGGUCUCAGGCCGAACGAUCAGCUUCUCUUUGUACCUUCCUCCCUUGUUCCUGGGGAUGGGGUACUGGUCGGGGCUUGGAGGGAGCUUCUGGGUCAUGGGGGGCUGGGGAUAACAAGGAGGGAAGGGAAAACAAACUGCCAGGGAAUGGCAAGAGGUUGUAGGAUUUGGGAAUAAAAGGGUCUAUUCCGAACUCCUUACUUUACCAAUGGGCAGAUGGUGGCCCAAGGUCAGAGGGCAUUGGACGGCAUUUGAAUCCAGAUCUUCUCUGUCCGGUCCAGCGCGAGUUCUUCCCUCUUCACCAUGUUAGCCGUCAGCUCGCCUCAUAUCAGCUCCUUGGCUUCUUGUCAGAGGAGUGGAGGCAGGAAGCCUCCCCAGAGGGGCAAGGCCCUGUCCUGAGGGCUGGAGCCCAUUGUGAUCCAUACAGGCCGUGCCAUCUCCGGCUCUUCGAGAGCAGAGACUGCUCCUUUGUGUCCCCACACAGUUGGUGCUCAAUAAAUGCUUGUGGAUGGA